Messenger RNA from Adineta steineri, 705 nucleotides. The record is from the annotation of a GenBank genome assembly. Lineage: Eukaryota; Metazoa; Rotifera; Eurotatoria; Adinetida; Adinetidae.
AUGGCUGACGUUGGACGAAGUUCAAUUGAAGAUGAUUUUAUGUAUGGCAGUAAUGUCGCAUCAUGUCAUAUUCAUAUUCGCAUGCAAUUUUUACGUAAGGUUUAUGGUAUUGUUGCUGCACAACUAUGUCUUGUUGCAUUAGUAUCAACAAUAAUGGUAUCAUUAGAAGGUGUAAAAAUGUUUUUUCAAAAUAAUCCUGGUUUUUUGUUAUUAAUGUUUUUGGCAACGAUGGUUAGUUUAUUAGCUGUAUAUGCAAAACGUUUAGAACAUCCAACAAAUCUUUAUUUACUUGCACUAUUUACUUUAUUUGAAUCAUUUACAAUUGGAACAAUUGUUUCAUUUUUCGAUAAAAUCUUAGUUAUUCAAGCUGUUAUUUUAACAGCUGUUAUUGUCGUUGGUUUGACAGUAUAUACAUUUCAAACUAAACGAGAUUUCUCUGCCAUGGGAGCUGGUUUAUAUGCAUGUUUAUUGGUUUUAAUUGCUGGCGGAUUUCUUCGAAUAUUUAUCGGUGGUCCAAUUAUGGAAUUAGGUUUAGCAUUAGGUGGUGCACUUUUAUUUAGUCUUUACUUAGUUUAUGAUACACAACAAAUUAUGCGUAAAACUUCACCAGAAGAAUAUAUUGAUGCAGCUAUACAAAUUUAUCUCGAUAUUACACGUUUAUUUAUCGAAAUUUUACGUAUACUUGAAGCAUCACGAAGAAAUUAA